Molecule: messenger RNA, 1371 nt
Organism: Mesocestoides corti
Lineage: Eukaryota; Metazoa; Platyhelminthes; Cestoda; Cyclophyllidea; Mesocestoididae
Source: the annotation of a GenBank genome assembly
AUGAUCAUGAACGGAUUCCGAGUUGCUGACAGGUUCAAUGAAGCCAAUAAUACGCUGGCCUGCCACAGUGAGCUGUGGGUUCCAGUAAACGUGAUCCACUCAAUCUACGUCUUCUGGCAAACCUACUUCCUCUUCAAGUAUCAUCGGGUGGUCUUCAACGUGCAAAAGUUCUUCAUCCGCUUCAUUUUGAGCCACAUGGCUGUGGUCAACCUCGGCCAGUGGCUGAGCACGGUGGUGCAGGAGGUCAUGGUGCCUCCAGAGGAGGAACUCGAGCCCAAGGGAGGCAUAUCAGCGACCACGUUAGCACCCUCCAUGGUCACGUCCCUCAUUACUCAUCAACCUGUGUUUACGGACGGGAAUGCAUCGCUGUUGCAACAAAUGGACACCUCCAAAAAGAACUUGUCAGCCUUCGGGGAACCCAAGUGUCACUCGCAAGUUGCGGUCUUCGCACACUACCUCAUUCCGUGUGGCGUCGAGUACAGCCUUAUUGCCUGUGCCAUUUUCUACAAGAUGUUUCAGCGCAUCGGACACGUCGGCACCUCCUCCUCCGAAGGUGGCCCCGAUCGGGACCGCUGGCAGAUCCAGCACAGCAGCAGCCGAGAUGGAGGCAGCAACAACGAAAGCACGAGUUGCGCUAUGGAAACGAGACAUCAGCCCAAAUUACGGGACAGCCCGACUGAGUGCCACCACGCACACAAGGGCCUUUUUGUCGGUCUCCUUCUUGUCAUGGCAACUCUCGUUGUGAUGGCUCUCUUCUACGUCUUAGUGCAACAGCGCGACCGCGACUAUGCUCUCGUUCUCUACCAGAUUACAGACCUCGUUCUCCUCUCCAUCGGUAUUGUGACCGUCAGCGUAGCCCUCUACCAGCUGAGGGUGCUUCAUCUGCGAAAGCUCUCAGAGGAGGACGCAUUUGACGACAACCUCCUUCUGAUUGGUCUGCUGGGCAUGCUCUUCUACGACAUGUUCCUACUUGUUCCGGCUGUUGAGGCCAAGGAGGAACACGAGGGAGUUGGGUCAAUUUUUGUGGCAAAAGCCACCCUGGAGAUGGUCCAAGCUUUACUGCAGGUAUUUCUCAUUCUCGAAGCGUCACAACGUCAAGCCGGCACAGUGGACCAGAUGGUGAAGAAACCGGGCCGCACUGUCGUCACCUUCCUCCUCAUCCUCAACCUCGCCAUGUGGCUUGUUAAAACGUUUGAACUUAAACACGCCGAGAGCUACCCCAUCUACAGGCGCCAUUACAGAGGCAUCGCCUGGAAGAUAAUCACUCACCUCUCACUUCCCCUCAUCAUUUUUUUCCGUUUUCAUUCAACGGUGUGUCUAGCUGACAUCUGGACCAGCGCCUACCGCAUGCAUAGUUCUACUGACUUAUGA